GCCUGCGCGUCUGCGGCUGUAAGUUCGUCCUGCUGUUCCAGGCGGGAUGGUGCCGCUGUGCCAGGUUGAAGUAUUGUAUUUUGCAAAAAGUGCUGAAAUAACAGGACUUCGUUCAGAGACCAUUUCUGUGCCACAAGAAAUAAAAGCGUUGCAGCUGUGGAAGGAGAUAGAAACUCGACAUCCUGGAUUGGCUGAUGUUAGAAAUCAAAUAAUAUUUGCUGUUCGUCAAGAAUAUGUCGAGCUUGGAGAUCAGCUCCUCCUGCUUCAACCGGGAGACGAAAUUGCCGUUAUCCCCCCCAUUAGUGGAGGAUAGUGCAUUUGAGCCAUCUAGGAAAGAUAUAGAUGAAGUUGAAGAGAAAUCUAAAGACAUUAUAAACUUUACUGCCGAGAAACUUUCAGUAGACGAAGUCUCACAGUUGGUGAUUUCUCCGCUCUGUGGUGCAGUAUCUCUCUUUGUAGGGACUACAAGAAAUAACUUUGAAGGGAAGAAAGUCAUUAGCUUAGAAUAUGAAGCGUAUCUACCCAUGGCGAAAAACGAAGUCAAAAAGAUUUGUAGUGACAUUAGGCAGAAAUGGCCAGUCAAACACAUAGCAGUGUUCCAUAGACUUGGCUUGGUUCCAGUGUCAGAAGCAAGCAUAAUCAUUGCUGUGUCCUCAGCCCACAGAGCUGCAUCUCUUGAAGCUAUGAGCUAUGCCAUUGAUACUUUAAAAGCCAAGGUGCCCAUAUGGAAAAAGGAAAUUUACGAAGAGUCAUCAUCUUGGAAAGGAAACAAAGAGUGCUUUUGGGUAUCCAACAAUUAAUCACUUAGUUUUUAGAGCCUGCGAUCUUAACUUUGUUAAACUAUUAUCAUUGAUCACAUUUUGAUUUUUUUCUCUCCACAUUAGGAUAGUUUACUGAAGCAGAGUCUCUUAUGUUAUACUAGUGGGACAAAAGGGGAGAAAAAGGAGCAAGAUAAAUGGGUAUGUAGGAUGAAGGGUUAUUUAAAAUGGAACUAAAGAUAGAAGGAGGACUGUAGGAAAGAAAUGGAAUAAUUUGAAUGUGAGGAAAGAUGUCUGUGGUAGACAUAUCCUUCCAUGACUAAUUUCUAAUUGUAACUCAAACUCCCAUUGAGGUAUGGGCCCUCCUCAGUGACUUUAACUGACUCAGAAAGAUACUCCCCCACCACCCCCACCUCACCACCCCCGUCCCGGUUCAGGGAUAGCAUUAUUAUCAAGGAUGCAUGACAGGAAUGUUGGCAGAACUGGAAAGUAUUAAAAAAUCAUUAUCAGACAGUCUUAAUAUAUAUUUUCAGAAAUAUAUUAAAAAUAAUAAACUGAAACCGAUUUCAAAAGUUUAAAAA
Molecule: messenger RNA, 1339 nt
Organism: Rhinopithecus roxellana (golden snub-nosed monkey)
Lineage: Eukaryota; Metazoa; Chordata; Mammalia; Primates; Cercopithecidae
Gene: MOCS2
Product: molybdenum cofactor synthesis 2
Exons: 7
Coding region: 234-800 (188 amino acids)
Biological process (GO): Mo-molybdopterin cofactor biosynthetic process
Cellular component (GO): cytosol
Molecular function (GO): molybdopterin synthase activity
Source: RefSeq, a predicted model, not a curated record